Molecule: messenger RNA, 1824 nt
Organism: Ostrinia nubilalis (European corn borer)
Lineage: Eukaryota; Metazoa; Arthropoda; Insecta; Lepidoptera; Crambidae
Product: kin of IRRE-like protein 3
Exons: 7
Coding region: 421-1284 (287 amino acids)
Biological process (GO): synapse organization
Cellular component (GO): neuron projection membrane
Source: RefSeq, a predicted model, not a curated record
CGCCCAUCGCUCGCCGACUUUCGUAUCCGUACGCAUUUAAAAAGUGACAUGACAUUCCAUAUUCAAGUUUUCCGCUGUUUUUCGCGCGCGAAAAAAUUCAAAUAACAAAUUUUCGAACUACAAACAAAAGACACAGUGACUGGCCGCUUCUGUUUUGUUUUUAUUUUCGUCUUGCCCAUUGUUAGCGAUGUGCAUUGUUCUUUCUUAAAAGUGUUGCUCGAUGUUGACGGUUGAAAAGAACAAAAAAGUUUGAAUCGGACCUUUUUGUUGGAUAUGAAAUGACAAUUAAGCAAUUAACAUUAAUUAAUUGUGACUUAUCACGUCGGAAAGUGGUUUGAGACUUUAUUGUUAAAUUGUGGCAAUGGUUUCGAGUGGAUUACAGUUAGUAGGCGCGACGACUGCCCGGGGCCGGUGAGAAGCAUGGCGGGAAGAGGAGUGUGCCUCUUCACAGUACAUUUUCUUUCGUGCAUUAUUGUCUGCCGACAAGAAAGCGGGAGCACCCGGUCGAGGGACCAAAGCACAGUGUCAGAGUCUUCCAGAAGAUUCCGGGCUGAGUUUCUAGAAGAUGUGCCACAGACAGCUGGAUCUCCGUACUUCGAUCCAAGCACGCCGGAGAACGUGACAGGACUGGUCGGCCACCCAGUCACGCUGCUUUGUAAAGUGAAGAAUUUACAGAAUAGAACUGUAUCAUGGGUCCGGCACCGGGACAUUCACCUGCUGACGGUGGGGCGCUACACGUACACGUCGGACCAGCGCUUCGAGGCGCAGCACAAGCCGCGCUCCGAGGAGUGGGCGCUGCGCAUCCGCAGCCCGCAGCGGCGCGACUCCGGCCAGUACGAGUGCCAGAUCUCCACCACGCUGCCCAUCGGCCACGCCGUGUUCCUCAACAUAGUAGAGCCAGAGACGGAGAUCCUCGGAGGUCCAGACCUGUUCAUCUACGCCGGCUCCACCAUAAACUUGACCUGCAUAGUGCGGCACACGCCGGAGCCACCUAACACUAUCAAUUGGACGCAUAGAGGCAAGACUAUAAACUUCGACUCGACGCGCGGUGGUAUAUCGCUAGUAACAGAGAAGGAUAUACACAGUAGCAGUAGGCUACUGGUGCAGGCAGCGCGGACGUCUGACGCGGGCGCAUACCAGUGUGCGCCAGACAACGCACAGAUGGCCACAGCACGAGUUCAUGUACUUACUGGAGAGACCCCAGCAGCGAUGCAAGGCAGCGCACAGUGGGCCAGCAGUCUCAGUUUACCCGCACUUUUUGUCGUCGCCAGUGCGGUCAUAUAAAAUGUAAACAGUGACAAUGUCAUUAAUAUAGAGUGUAAACAAUGAAGUGAACUUCAGUGAAUAUUGACUUGUAAAAAUAUCAAGGAAUGUGAAAUUGAAAUUGUGCUAUCGUGGAUAGUAAUUUGAGGACUGGGUGUAGAUGUUAAGUUCGUAUAAAAUGUAAAUAUUAAAUAUAAAAUAAUGUGAAAAUCGACGCGGUAAAAUUGAUAAUGUGCAAAAUGUGAAAUAAAAUUGUAAAAUAGUUACCAAAAUAUCCGAAAGGUCAAGUUAUUUACGAUUAAAGUCAUGAACUUCAUAGCUAGAUAUUGAUGUUAAUACAAUUUGAAAAACUGCCAGGGGAAAUCAGAUUGUUAUUUACGAUAUUGAAAUUUUUAGGUCUGGAGGUGAAUUACUACUACAAAGAAAUAUACAUUUAAAUUCAGUAAAUAACUUUUCGUAACCCAAUGGACGUCAAUAAGCUUAUUGGCAGGGCUUCAAAAUUUUCUAGGUUUAUUUAUUUUUCAGAGAAAAAUCUUUAUUUAUCUGUACGCAAGGAUUUAC